GCUGGCGGUUCAAGGACGUAGUAGCCGCCGAGGUCUUGGUUGCGCCUCUGAACCCAGCCAGGCUGGCCGCAUGUGGCCGGCCGGCGAUCCUCAGGCCCUCCCGCAUUGCGGGAACAGCAACCACUGGGAGCACUGCAAACCUACGCCAAACCAUCCACGUGACGGCGAGGGAGAAAGAGAAGGGUAA
Podospora pseudopauciseta is the source of this 187-nucleotide messenger RNA. RefSeq lists its product as uncharacterized. The record is from RefSeq and is a predicted model, not a curated record. Bases 71 to 187 code for a protein of 38 amino acids. The transcript has 2 exons. Lineage: Eukaryota; Fungi; Ascomycota; Sordariomycetes; Sordariales; Podosporaceae.